Messenger RNA from Rubroshorea leprosula, 1026 nucleotides. The record is from the annotation of a GenBank genome assembly. NCBI's taxonomy places the organism in Eukaryota, Viridiplantae, Streptophyta, Magnoliopsida, Malvales, Dipterocarpaceae.
AUAUUUUGAAGCAGAAGGAGGAUCACUAUAUUCAUUUAAAGAGGGAGGGAAUACAAUUCAAAUUGAUUUAAUGAUCGCAGAAGGGAAGCAAUAAAAAGGUUUUCCGUUCGGUUUGUAUUUUUUGAAUUUUUUCCGAUCGUUUCAUUCUGUAUUCUCCAAUAGCAGAAUGGGGCUAUGGGAAGCUUUUCUCAAUUGGCUUCGGAGUCUAUUUUUCAAGCAAGAAAUGGAGUUAUCCUUGAUAGGUCUUCAAAAUGCUGGAAAAACAUCAUUAGUUAAUGUCAUUGCGGCCGGUGGAUAUAGUGAAGACAUGAUCCCAACGGUAGGCUUUAAUAUGAGGAAGGUAACUAAGGGGAAUGUAACAAUAAAGUUAUGGGAUCUUGGUGGUCAACCAAGGUUCCGGAGUAUGUGGGAGAGAUACUGCCGUGCAGUUUCAGCUAUUGUUUAUGUUGUGGAUGCUGCUGACUACGAUAACAUACCUGUUUCAAAAAGUGAACUUCAUGACCUGUUAAGUAAGCCCUCACUGAAUGGUAUCCCAUUGCUGGUUCUGGGGAACAAGAUGGACAAACCAGGAGCUUUAAGUAAGGAGGAUCUGACAGAACAAAUGGAUCUGAGAUCCAUUGAUGAUAGAGAAGUUUGCUGUUAUGUGAUUUCAUGCAAGAACGCAACCAACAUUGAUUCAGUUAUUGAUUGGCUUGUAAAGCAUUCAAAAACGAAGAAUUGAUCUUCAUUCCUGUGCUUCUCAGCUGUCAUUCACACCAAUCAUCAAAUCAUGGCUCUAUUACAGGCCGACAGAUGUGCUUUGCUAUCUAUCUAACUCGGUUUGUUGCUGUCUGACCGUUGUAUUAGUCUUCCAAUUAGGCUUGAAACAUAUUACAUAUUGUUUUUGGGUUGACAUCUGAGUUGGGGUGAGUUUUGGAAGUGUAUUUGAGCCUUUUUAUGUUCAGAAUGCGAAUUUGAAUUGUGAUGAACCUGAACCUGACAUGGUGAUACAUAUGUUGUGGUUUUGAAUGAAAUAAUAUUUUGAAU